UAACUUCUUAAAGUUUGAGCCUACCUUCUUAAAAUUUGAAAAGCUGAAAUGUGUGAAAUACUGAUUGACUGUAGAGAAUUUGAAAGGAAUUGACCCCUAAUGGUUUUUUUCCCCCUCAAAUUUAAAGCUAAAAAACGGGACAUCUAUGACAAAUAUGGCAAAGAAGGAUUAAAUGGUGGCGGAGGAGGUGGAAGUCAUUUUGACAGCCCAUUUGAGUUUGGCUUUACAUUCCGGAACCCAGAUGAUGUCUUCAGGGAAUUUUUUGGUGGAAGGGACCCAUUUUCAUUCGACUUUUUUGAAGACCCGUUUGAUGACUUUUUUGGGAACCGAAGGGGUCCUCGAGGAAGCAGAAACCGAGGAGCAGGCUCGUUUUUCUCUGCCUUCAGUGGAUUUCCAUCAUUUGGAGGGGGAUUUCCUUCAUUUGAUGCAGGAUUUACUUCCUUUGGGUCCCUGGGUCACGGAGGCCUGACUUCCUCCUUCUCUUCCACGUCAUUUGGCGGUAGUGGGAUGGGCAACUUCAAGUCUAUAUCAACUUCCACUAAAAUAGUGAAUGGCAGGAAAAUAACUACAAAGAGAAUUGUUGAGAAUGGUCAAGAAAGAGUAGAAGUUGAAGAAGACGGCCAGUUAAAGUCCUUGACAAUAAAUGGUGUGGCCGACGCCGAGGCCCUGGCGGAGGAAUGCCUGCGGAGAGGCCAGCACUCCCUGCCAGCCACCACGUCCACCGGCACGCGCCCGCCCCAGCCGCCCCGCGCCGGCCCCGCGGCCAGACCCACGCCUCACCCCGUCGUGGACGACAGCGAGGAGCGAGACCGGCCUCGGGUCCCCGGCCACUGGGACACCCCCGUGAGCUCAGCAGGGGCCAAAGAAGGUGGCAAGAGGAAGAAACAGAAGCAGAAAGAGGACUCGAAGAAGAAGAAGCCGACCAAAGGGAACCACUAGGCCGGCCCCGCCCGCCCUCCUGCCCGCGUGUGCCGCGCACGUGCAGCAGCCGCAGCGCCUUCUCGCUUAGCGGGAUCGUGAACGUGUACACGCUCGCGGGUCGGUAGGAUCAGGGCGUCGAGACGGAGGUGACAAUCACGGGUGGCGUGGUCGAUGUCUGGGACACCGCCUCGACGUUGUCACUCUGCUUUUUUUCUCCAGCACUAAAUGGGUUAGUGUUCUCCUCUUGAGUCGCGAGGCUCUGUCUUGCCCUCUCCAGCCGGGAUGUGGGUAGCGGUGGGAGUUCCGUAAGGCACGGCCCGAGCCCGGGCGCGUCUCCGGGACACACCCUCCUUCCCGGCGGCGGCAUACGUCCGAGUGCCCCCGUCGCUUCGCGUGCACGUAAGAUCACUCCUGUAGCUGUCCAAGUCCUCUCCAAGUCCAAGUUUGACUGCAAAUCUUGCUUAAUUUUUUGCUAAAUCUCAUCUUUCUCGGAUCUAUGAUUCUUUUUUCAGUAAGAAGGUUUUGCUCAGCAAUACCAUCUCUAGCUUUGACAAGUCAGGCUGAUGCUGGGGCAAACCAAGCUGGCUGUUGACACACACACACGCACACCGCACGCACACACGUGUGCCGAAUGACCGGCCGUUGGGCAGAAGCUCGGCCUGAACAU
Molecule: messenger RNA, 1588 nt
Organism: Perognathus longimembris pacificus (Pacific pocket mouse)
Lineage: Eukaryota; Metazoa; Chordata; Mammalia; Rodentia; Heteromyidae
Gene: Dnajb6
Product: DnaJ heat shock protein family (Hsp40) member B6
Exons: 9
Coding region: 100-939 (279 amino acids)
Biological process (GO): positive regulation of proteasomal ubiquitin-dependent protein catabolic process; protein refolding
Cellular component (GO): endoplasmic reticulum membrane; cytosol
Molecular function (GO): Hsp70 protein binding; ATPase activator activity
Source: RefSeq, a predicted model, not a curated record